This is a messenger RNA of Notothenia coriiceps (black rockcod), 1207 nucleotides long. RefSeq lists its product as uncharacterized. The transcript is spliced from 7 exons. Bases 220 to 831 code for a protein of 203 amino acids. Gene Ontology annotation, cellular component: membrane. Gene Ontology annotation, biological process: phospholipid biosynthetic process. The record is from RefSeq and is a predicted model, not a curated record. Lineage: Eukaryota; Metazoa; Chordata; Actinopteri; Perciformes; Nototheniidae. Gene Ontology annotation, molecular function: phosphotransferase activity, for other substituted phosphate groups.
UAAAAACACGAGCUUCAAAACAACGUGGGGGCAAGUUUGACUGUCUGUUUUGAAGUGAAGGCUAGCUUGACUGCUGUACCCAGUCCUAGAAGGAGUGAGCAACAUGAAGGCGUAGACACAGCACAUCCAAUUUAAAGUGGCGCAUGUCAGUUUACAAGGCAGGUUGCGUCACCUGUUUCCGGGAUGAAGCACCGCUCUACCUCUCAUAACUGAAAGGAGAUGGGACUUCAAGUUCUGCUGUACUGGCCAAAUAUUAUUGGAUACUUCAGGAUUGGCCUUGUGUUUGCUGCCUGGGCUGCCCAUGAGACACCUGCAACCUUUGUUUUACUUUAUUCAAUCUUCAUAGCACUCGAUGGAGUGGACGGCUGGCUGGCCCGGAGGCUGGGGCAGUGCUCCGGGUUUGGAGCCUGGCUGGACGUAGUGGUGGAUAACCUGGGCCGAGGCCUGCUGUGGAGCCUGCUGUUUAAGUGGGCCUGGCUAGUGUCUGCUGUGGAGUGGUGUGUGUUUGUCUGUAACCAUAGUGCCAGAGGGGACCAGUGGAAGAACAGUUUCAUCAGCAGUCCUCGACUCAUACAAGCCAUCAUGGCAAACGGGUUUCGGACCCCUCUUGGCACAUGGGUGGUGAGUGGGCUGCACUGCCUCCCCCUGUGGCUGUAUGGGUAUCAGACGGGUUUACUCUCCCACUGGCUGCUCCUCCCUCCCUGGAUCCAGGCUCUGGGGGCCCUGCUGCUGGCUGCAGGACGUCUGCUGGCUCUAUCAGCGGAGAUCUGGUGUAUUUGGACACACAUUGAACACCUCACGGAGGACGAGCCGGAACAGAAAAGGGAAUGAAAGCUACUCCUAUCAUCCUGACCUAUACUGUCACAUCUAAGCUGGAAUAAUGCAGAUUUUAUUCUAUUAUCUGUAUAUGAACCUGGCCUCAGGUCACAUGUAUCUCCACAGGAAAACACUUUCAGUUAUAGCUGAGAGAGAAUGUGGAAAAUGAAAGAUAUGUUUAUAUUUAUUGACGAAUGACUGUGAUUUGCUCCCAACCCAGGUAUUACCUCUUUGCUGCUCAUUUGUCAUCUCUAGCUUUACUGCUCAAACACAUUUCAGUACCAAAGAAUACCAAUGAACGCGUGAAUAAUCCAGACUCCGUAGCUCCCGUAAGAAAUAAAAAGCUAAAAAUGCUCUUCCCUUGAAUGAAAAUAAAGGAGGAAUUUAAAAA